CCCAGGGCCCGCCGGAGCCAGCGGGAGCUUGUCCCCAUCGUUUCCUCUCGUCCCCUGCCCGGUCGCCAGCAUUGGUCCCUGCGGCGCGGACGCCCGACGCGGGAGAGAAAGGUCCUGAAGAUGGCAUAGUAACAAAGGCACCUUCCAAUGAUUCAGAGCACCUUUACCCAUGGGUGCCAGCUUGGGCCAGUAACUUCGUGUUGAGCUGAAGGAACUUGUCUAUCGCUUUCCCGAAAACAUCCUUCUCUCCUAAUUCAUGAGCCAGCAGGAUGCGGUCGCUGCGCUUUCAGAACGCCUUCUCAUAGCUGCGUACAAAGGCCAAGCAGAGAAUGUGGUUCAGCUCAUCAACAAGGGUGCCAAGGUAGCGGUUACCAAGCAUGGCCGGACCCCUCUGCAUCUUGCUGCCAAUAAGGGCCAUCUCUCUGUGGUCCAUAUCUUGCUGAAGGCUGGCUGUGACCUCAACGUCCAGGAUGACGGGGACCAGACUGCCCUGCACCGCGCCACGGUCGUGGGGAACACCGAAAUCAUCGCCGCACUCAUCCAGGAGGGGUGUGCUUUGGACAGACAGGACAAGGACGGGAAUACCGCCCUGCAUGAAGCCUCCUGGCACGGAUUCAGCCAGUCAGCCAAGCUGCUUGUUAAGGCCGGAGCCAACGUGCUUGCCAGAAACAAGGCGGGGAACACCGCUCUGCACCUGGCCUGCCAGAACAGCCACGUCCAGAGCGCUCGCGUCCUCCUGCUGGGCGGCUCCCGUGCAGACCUCAAAAAUAACGCAGGCGACACCUGUUUGCACGUUGCUGCGCGCUAUAAUCACUUGUCCAUCAUUAGGCUCCUCCUCAGUGCUUUCUGUUCUGUCCAUGAAAAGAACCAGGCUGGAGACACAGCGCUUCAUGUUGCUGCUUCCCUAAAUCACAAGAAGGUAGUUAAAAUCUUAUUGGAAGCUGGAGCAGAUGGGACCAUUGUUAAUAAUGCAGGCCAGACUCCGCUGGAGACAGCCCGCUACCACAAUAAUCCAGAAGUUGCUCUUCUUCUCACUAAAGCUCCCCAGGUUUUGCGCUUCAGUCGUGGGCGAAGCCUGAGGAAAAAGAGAGAGAGGCUCAAGGAAGAAAGGAGAGCCCAGUCUGUGCCAAGAGAUGAGGUGGCACAAAGCAAGGGCAGUGUCUCAGCAGGAGACACCCCCAGCAGUGAACAGGCUGAACCCAGAAAAGAAGAGGCCAGAGAAGAUUUCCCAUCAGCGUCCCCGGAGCCCAGAGCAAAGGACAACAGGAGGAGAAAGUCGAGGCCCAAGGUGUCAGCCUUUUCAGACCCCACUCCACCAGCAGACCAGCAACCUGGACACCAGAAGAACGUGCAUGCUCAUAACCACCCUAAAAAGAGGAGCAGGCAUCGGUGUUCAUCCCCACCCCCUCCCCAUGAGUUCAGAGCAUACCAGCUCUACACGUUGUACCGGGGCAAGGAUGGGAAAGUAAUGCAGGCACCAAUAAAUGGCUGUCGAUGUGAACCUCUAAUUAACAAGCUGGAGAACCAGUUGGAGGCAACUGUGGAGGAGAUAAAAGCCGAGCUGGGAUCUGUUCAGGAUAAAAUGAAUACAAAGCUGGGGCAUAUGGAGAAUAAGACCCAGCACCAAAUGCGUGUGCUGGACAAGCUGAUGGUCGAGCGACUCUCAGCAGAGAGAACCGAGUGCCUGAACCGGCUGCAACAGCACUCAGACAUGGAGAAGCAUGAGGGAGAGAAACGACAGAUGUCCUUGGUGGAUGAAUUAAAAACCUGGUGCAUGUUAAAGAUUCAGAAUCUGGAGCUGAAGCUUUCUGGAGAUUCUAGGGCCUCCAGAACGAAAUCUACACCAUCUACUUGUGAGUCCUCUACAGGUGCGGAUCAAUCAGUGGCAACUGCAGGUCCAGUAGCAGCUUCCGACAGUUCCCCUCAGGUGGUUAGGCCCAAGGAGAAGGCUCUCAACUCCACCGCUGCCCACAGACUCCAGCAGGAGCUGUCUUCUUCUGACUGUGCAGGUUCCCGGCUGAGGAAUGUCAAGGUCCAGACAGCCUUGCCGCCCUCGAAUGAGGGAGCCAAGUGUGAUCAGCAGGGUGGACCCUGCGUUGACAGGGGCACCCAAACCAAGAAGUCUGGGAAAAGUGGGCAGACGAGGCAUCGAGUCCAGCCACCAGCAUCCAGCAACAGCGGUGGGCCGCUGCAGCCACCAGCAGCAGGCAGCGAGCAGGCAGCUCCUCACGUUCGAGACACAUCCCAGGCUCUGGAGCUUACCCAGUAUUUUUUUGAGGCUGUUUCUACCCAGAUGGAAAAGUGGUAUGAAAGAAAGAUUGAAGAAGCACGAAGCCAGGCCAAUCAAAGAGCCCAGCAAGACAAGGCUACACUGAAGGAACACAUUAAAAGUUUAGAAGAGGAGCUUGCUAAAUUAAGGACUAAGGUGCAGAAGGAAAAUUAGGACCUGGGAAGUGGAACAAGAAAGGAUUUUUAAGGAUUUCAGGUUUUGCAACUGCAGAAUACCUACGCCCAAGGUGUCAAUUAUUGUGCACACAGCAGACUUGCCUUUAAAAAAUCACGACUUUCUGAAAUGUGCCAGACACAUGCUUCCUAUGCCCUGAAGUUAUGAAGACUUCAACAAUUAAACUGAAACUAGGGGGAACUUGCUGAGUUUCAGGUUUCAUUACAAACCCCAACCUCAGUCUAGGUUCAUCUGGAGUUCAGAAGCUCAGAUUAAGCGAGUUCCGCCAAGGAGCUGAAUGAUGUGUGAGCCUAAGCCCGAAAAUUCAGAAUGUAUGACAUAAUAUAAAUCAAAACAAGGAAAAAAAAUCAAUCCCUUGUUAAUUCAAAUUGAAUAGGCAUUCAUAAAAAUUUAAACACACCUCCUGUGCCUAGACAGUCUCUUUCUAAAAGAGCUGUAACUCCAAGAUGCGCUGAAACUUCUCUCGCAAAUUCCAGAUUGCAAAUCCCAAGAUGCUGACAUUGUAACCAGGUGGAAACUUACCAGAUUUUGAGGAGAAAAAGAUUUUCAUGAUGUCACAAGAUCCAGUAUCUCUUAAAAUUAUUUGAAAAGUCAGAAUGUUUUUAAAUAAUAAUUGGCCAAUAGCACUUUUAAAUGAGCUCAAAUGAGAAAGUUUUAAAUCAUUUGAUCAUAGUUUCUGUAUUUUCAGCCAAAAAACUGACUAAUCAUAGUGACUUUAAAGCAGAUAAAAGGAAAAAAUAUUCACUUAACAAUUACCUGAAACUUCAUUAUAGAAUCAAACUCAGUGAUUUUAAGAGUACCUUUCUAAAUUUGAGCUUAUCGGUCUAAAUUUUAUAUGGAAAUAAGCUACUUCUUGAAAGUAUUUAGUUUUGAAUCGAGUUCUCUGAAGAACCUCAAAAGCUUUCCUCUGCUUUACGGUGAUUAUGUCAGGCUGCAUAACUCAGUAACUUGAUUUAGACCCCACUGUCCUCCAGUUUCAUGGAGCUUUAAGGAUUUUGCUUUGAUCCGUAAUGAAUAACCAUAAACACAGAAAAAAAGUUUCAUUGUAAAAGUAGCUUGGGUAUGUUAAACUUUGGAUUUAAUUCUUUUCCACACUUCUUGUCCCUUGGAAUAUGCGAUUAUAUUCAUCUCCUCAGAAUGCCAGGUAUGCAGAGAAAUGUCAGUUCUACUUGUAUAAACACAUAUUAACCAUGAACCUAAUAACUACUGUCCAUAAGUGUGAAUAAGAUGCUGCUCAUUGAGCCAAAGAGAAAACAACGACUUGACAUUGGACACCCAGCAAAACAAAGCAGGCUUUCAAUCCCUUUGUUUUUUUUGCUGAUCAAGCUCACAUUUUUUAUUUUUUAUAGUGACAAUCUAUGGACACAGGCAUUGCUAAUAGUCAUUCAGUAGAUGUGUGUUACUGAUGUUGUUGGUGAGUCCUGUCAAGUCAGUUUUCAACUCGUAGCAACCCCAUGUGACAGAGUAGAACUUCACCAUGGGAUUUUCUAGGCGUAAUCUUUAUGGAAGCAGAUGGGCAGGUCUUUCUCCCAUAAAGCCACUGAGUAGGUUUGAACCGCCAACCUUUGGGUUAACAGCCAAGUACUUAACCAUCAUGCCACUAAGGCUCCUGUGUUACCGUUAUGGAACCUGAAUAUGGAAUUAAUUUGAUGUUAUCUGAAGUGUAUUUUCAUGUUUGUAAACUUGUUCCUAUUUUCUAGGAGACUGCCAGUCCUUCCCGAUAGUCUCUUGUUGCAUCGCUAGCAUAGAGACAGUUUCCUCUUUUCAUUUUCUUACUUGUUCUUAAUGCAGAAUCCCAGAAUUUUAGAGUUAGACGGUACCUUUCUAAAUCCAUCCCCAACAAGAUACCACCUGACCUCUUUGGAGCCAUUCCACAAUAAACAUCACUUUAUCAGGAGCUGCCUGAUACUCAAAGAGAUGAAAUCCUGAGAGGUUCAGUAAAUUGUGUUCCAAACAGGAAUAAUUUUCACUUACCAAAAUAUCUCCUAUUACCUCAAGGGGUAUCCUUGUCAAGGAAUAAUGAAAACAAAUUUUAACUAUCAGAACUAGACCAUUGAGUGCUUUUGUGGGAAGUAUUUUGAUUAUAUACUUCUUGCCAGCAGAAGCAGGCAGCUUAUCAUUGUGAACUGGAUUUUUUUUUUUUAGUUGUGCUUUAGGUGAAGGUUUACAGAGCAAAUUAGUUUCCUAUUCAGUAGUUUAUAUAUAAAUUGUUCCAUGACAGAGGUUGCACUCCCUACAAAAUGUCAGCACUCUCCCCAUUACCACCUUGAGUUCCCCAUUUCCAUUGAUCUGGUUUUCCUGCCUUCUCAUCUUUGCUUUUGGACGCAUGUUAUCCUUUUGGUCUCAUGUAGAUGUUUAUUCUAAGGAGCAUUUCCUCACAUGUGUUAUUUUCUAUUGGCUGAAAGGUGAUCUCCAGGGAUGGCUUCAGUUCCAAGUUAGAAGGUGUCUAAGGGCCAUAAUCUUGGGGGUUCCUCCAGUCUCUCAGGCCGGUAAGUCUGGUCUUUUUUUAAGAAUUUGAAUUUUGUUCGUUUCUUUUCCCCACUCUAAUCAGGACCUUCUAUUGUGACCUCGGUCAGAGUGGUCAGUAGCGGUAGCUGGGCACCAUCUAGUUCUUCUGGUCUCAAGCUGGUGGAUGCUGUGGUUCCUGUGGUCCGUUAGUCCUUUGGACUAAUUGUUUCCUUGAGUCUUUGGUUUUGUUCAUUCACUUUUGCUCCAAUGAAAAGAGAACAAUAGUUGUAUCUUAGAUGGCUGCUCACAAGCUCUUAAGACCCCAGACACUACUCAUCAAAGUGGAAUGUAGAACAUUUUCUUUGUUAUGCCAGUUGACCUAGGUAUGAACUGGAUAUUUUUGUUGAAAUCACAGUUAAGGGAAGAGAGUAGGGAGGAAUGAGAAAAGUCAAAUGGACCUAGUUUGGCAGAUUACAUGGCUCUUGUCCUUGGUAGUCUGUCAAAGAAGAAAAACCAACAAAGCCAAGAAAAUAGAACAGCUAGUCUCCUAACCCAAAGGAGAUGACAGCCUCACAAAACCAAUGCAAUAGAUUUUUAUUUUCAACAAAUAUAUUUGGUCUUUUUGCUCCUUGGCAUUGUCAAAAACUUAACUUCAAGUUCAGUGUGUAUUUCUCUUUAUUUUUUUCCCCCUUGUGCUGUUUGCAAAAAUGAACAAAUGUCACAACUGUACUUUUUCAGGGAAAUGGAACUGUUAACAAUGUAUAUAACUUGUUCUGCAGGUUGUGUCUCAAACUGAGACAGAAACAUUUAAUAGCAGUGGGAAAAAAAAGGUGUUAAACAGAAAAGUUGUAAUAUUGCAGUGCUUUUAAAAAAAUUGUUAGUGCAUUAUUGCAUUACGUAUACUAAGUAUCUGUGAUAGACUGAGUAUAUUACUUCUAAUAUUACUUUUGACUUUAUACCCCAAAAUAAAGGAAGCAACGUUUAUACCUUCUUUUUUGAGUCAAAGGUUAAUCUCCGUGAGAGGCAUGUUAUUUGUCCUCUAUUUUAUUACCUUGAAUUCAUGUCUCAUCCAAAAAUUAAAUCACUGUCAAUGCUAUGGAUGUUAAAUUCCUUGUUUAAAAAAAGUGAAAAGUGUAAAAGUUCAGCCUACAUUUUCAUUUGUGUAGUUGACCAAAUUUUAUAAUUACUGAGAGUGCCUUCACCCAUUCACACUGUACCUUGUGUCUAUAAAAAAUGUAAUCUAGAAUAAAUGCAUCUGCUUUAAAAUAGCAAUCAGAUGCACUGCAUGAAAACAAAACGAACACACUGCUGUAACAUGCCAAGAUUUCUCAGUGCAAACUUGAACAAAUGUUUUGUUCAAACCGUUGACCAUUUGGAAGAUACUGAGCAAAGGGAAGGACAGAACAUUUGUAAUAGCAACAUAAUACGCAAGCUAACAUUAUACUUUUUUUUGACUGAUAAAUUGUUCCUAAAAGGUAAAUACAUUUCUUCUUGUAAAGUGUGGAUUAUAGAAGCCAAUCAGUUAAAUAAAACUUAAAGGAUAAAAUCAAGUGUGUUUUUUUU
Loxodonta africana (African savanna elephant) is the source of this 6475-nucleotide messenger RNA. RefSeq names its product ankyrin repeat domain 6 (gene ANKRD6). Bases 257 to 2443 code for a protein of 728 amino acids. The transcript has 16 exons. Gene Ontology annotation, molecular function: protein binding. The record is from RefSeq and is a predicted model, not a curated record. Lineage: Eukaryota; Metazoa; Chordata; Mammalia; Proboscidea; Elephantidae.